GAUCGCGCAUGAUGCUGGAGUGAAAAAUGUGAUUGCCGGGUUUGUUGACAUCGCUAUUUCAUUUUAGAGAGUAAUGCUUCGCAUCUCCUUUAAAUUAAUCAUAUAUACGUGACUCGUAACUUGUGCAAAUAAAUGUAUACAACAUAAAAGAAUUUUCCAUAAAAUAUUGAAAAUCUGUCAGAGUUGGGAGGUUAUUUCACUUUGCAGUAUACGUUCGUAUAUUUUCUUUUAUCUAUCUACAAAUUACUGUUUUAUCUUAUCGUACAUUAAUUAAAAAUCAUGGACGCUAUCAUCGACACGAUCGUAGCGCAGGCCACGGAUCCGAAAGUGGCGUACAUGGCCGCGGUCCUCUUCGGUUAUUGUUUAUAUAAACUCAUAACCAUGACCAUGAAUAGAAAGAAUCCUCGUUCCCGUGCGGAGGUCGACUCCGACGAAACGGAUGACGAUGACGUGACGUGCACAGACAAGUAUGACGAGGACAGAUACAAGUUGAUCCUGGUAAUUAGAACAGAUUUGAAAAUGGGAAAGGGGAAGGUGGCAGCCCAGUGCUCGCACGCCGCCGUCGCGGCGUACAAGGCCGCCAGGAAGUAUCCAAAGAUUCUGAGAGCGUGGGAGGAGUCUGGCCAGGCUAAAAUCACUCUCAAGGUGGACAGCGAGGCUGCUCUUACGGAGAUAGCGAAGGAAGCGAAAGCUGCGGGUCUCUUGUCGAACGUCGUACAUGACGCGGGGCAUACGCAAAUACCAGCGGGAAGUAAGACGGUAUGCGCGGUCGGGCCGGGCCCAGAGGAGUUGAUAGAUCAAGUAACCGGGCAUUUAAAGUUAUUUUAAAUCGUUUAUCGAAUAAAGAGAUCGAGUCUUUUGAUA
Messenger RNA from Wasmannia auropunctata (little fire ant), 864 nucleotides. Its product is annotated as peptidyl-tRNA hydrolase 2, mitochondrial. The record is from RefSeq and is a predicted model, not a curated record. NCBI's taxonomy places the organism in Eukaryota, Metazoa, Arthropoda, Insecta, Hymenoptera, Formicidae. Gene Ontology annotation, molecular function: peptidyl-tRNA hydrolase activity. Gene Ontology annotation, cellular component: mitochondrion; cytosol. The transcript has 4 exons. The coding region runs from base 280 to 828 and encodes 182 amino acids.